Monoraphidium neglectum is the source of this 303-nucleotide messenger RNA. RefSeq lists its product as hypothetical. The coding region runs from base 1 to 303 and encodes 100 amino acids. The record is from RefSeq and is a predicted model, not a curated record. The transcript has 2 exons. NCBI's taxonomy places the organism in Eukaryota, Viridiplantae, Chlorophyta, Chlorophyceae, Sphaeropleales, Selenastraceae.
AUGGCAGCUGCCGGCGCGGCAGUGGCGGCGCCCGUGGGAAUAGGGAUGUACGCAUGGAUGGACGCCGCCUGGCCGUCUUCCGCCGCAGCAGUCGCGGCCGGCAAGUUCACGCUCGAUCAGAUUGUGGGCUGCGCGAUCUGGCAGGCUGCCUACUGCUCGCUGCCGGGCAACGAAUGGUACCGGGACAUGCUCACGGGCGCCGCCCGCUCGGCCGCCGGCGGUGUCGACGGCGGCGUGCGCGACGCGGUGGCCUACGCCGCCGCAAUGAGCCAGAUGGUGCUGCCGGCGCCGGCAACAUGCUGA